Pieris macdunnoughi is the source of this 4944-nucleotide messenger RNA. The record is from the annotation of a GenBank genome assembly. NCBI's taxonomy places the organism in Eukaryota, Metazoa, Arthropoda, Insecta, Lepidoptera, Pieridae.
AUGGCCUACAACUCUUCGCUUGACCAAUUCUGCGGAUCAAAAUUUUGGGAUAGCAACUUAACAUGGAAUACAGACAGUCCGGAAUUAACACCAUGUUUUGAAAAAACUGUACUUAUAUGGAUACCUUGUGCCUUCCUUUGGGUUGGUGCACUUUUAGAGACAUAUUAUAUUCUAAACAGCAAAGAGAGAAACAUACCGUGGAAUAUAUUUAAUAUUAGUAAACUUAUUAUUACCAUUUUAUUAAUUGUACUUAAAUUUGUGGAUCUCGGUGUAACUGUUCAUAAAGCAUCAAAAGAGGAGGAAGACGUUUUUAAUGUUGAUUUCUAUGGACCAGUAGUUAAGAUACUAACUUUUGUUUUGGCGGCAACACUUCUUUAUUAUAACAAGAAAUGUGGUAUGCGAGCAUCAGGAGUAUUGUUCUUCUUCUGGCUAUUGUUGAUACUUGCUGGUCUACCACAGUUCAGAUCUGAAAUCAUCAACCACCAACAAUUGACAGAAGAUGAGAAUGUACAAUAUAACUUUGUCAGUUACAUGAUAUACUUUUCAUUGAUUCUACUAAUGUUUGUACUAAACUGCUUUGCUGACCUCCCACCUAAGGAUUCACCAUACAAAUUUGAAAAGAACCAAUGUCCAGAAGCCGCGUCAGGUUAUCCGAGCCGUCUUACUUUUAGCUGGUUCGAUCCGCUGGCACUCACAGGGUUUAAAAGAAGUUUAGUUGAAAGUGAUCUUUGGGCACUGAAUCCGCAAGACUCAUCUGAGGAAAUCGUUCCACGAUUCGCUAAGUUCUGGGAAAGAGCCUUGAAGAAACGCGAUGCGGCAACCGGGACAAAAGCUACGUAUAGUAAGACUUCCGCCAGCGUGAACUUUAAAUCUGAAAACGAGAGGAAACCAGCGUCAAUUUUACCGGCUCUUUGUUUGGCAUUUGGCGGAGAAUUCUUUUUCGGAGCGUUACUUAAACUGUUCAACGAUGUGCUUAUGUUCGUCUCGCCACAGCUGUUGAGGCUCUUAAUAGGAUUUGUUGAAAGUAAUGAAACAAUAUGGAAAGGUUAUCUUUAUGCCGUUGCACUUUUAGCGUGUGCGAUAGCGCAAACGCUGCUAUUAGCCCAUUACUUCACGAGAAUGUACUUAGUGGGUAUGAGAAUAAGGACGGCAUUGACAAACGCAAUUUAUCGAAAAUCUUUACGGAUAUCAAACGCAGCCAAAAAGGAUUCUACAGUUGGAGAAAUUGUGAAUUUGAUGUCUGUGGACGCCCAAAGAUUUUUGGAGUUGAUGGCUUAUAUCAAUAUGAUAUGGUCUGCCCCUCUGCAGAUAACCCUCGCGUUAUAUUUCCUCUGGGGUAUUCUGGGCCCGUCUGUUCUUGCCGGCUUGGCUGUUAUGAUCGUGCUUAUUCCCGUCAAUGGGCUUAUUGCUAACAGAGUUAAGACUUUACAAAUAAGGCAGAUGAAAUAUAAGGAUGAAAGGGUUAAACUUAUGAAUGAAAUUCUCAACGGUAUUAAGGUUUUAAAAAUGUAUGCUUGGGAACCUAGUUUCGAGGAUCAAGUUAUUAAAAUCAGAAACAAGGAGAUGUAUGUCCUCAAACAAACUGCAUAUCUAAAUUCUGCAACAGCCUUCAUUUGGUCGUGUGCCCCGUUCCUGGUUACGUUUCUAACUUUCUUCACUUAUGUGAUAAGCGAUCCUGAAAAUCAUGUUUUGACACCAGUCAAGGUGUUUGUUUCGAUGGCUUUGUUUGCCACGAUGCACCUGCCUUUAGGCUUACUUCCGAUCGUCGUGGUCACAACCAUUGAGGUGUCACUGAUGUCAUUCGGAUGUUUUGUACUGGUUAACGAUACUCAAGUACUGGAUUCUAAGACGGCUUUUGUCGCUCUGUCUCUUUUCAACAUACUACGUUUUCCACUAUCCAUGCUGCCUAACGUUAUAUCGAAUGUGGUGCAAACCGCGGUUGGUAUAAAAAGAUUGAAUAAAUUCAUGAAUGCCGAAGAAUUAGAUGAAGAAUCGGUGGAACACGACCCGAAGGAUCCUAACCCAUUAUCAAUGGAAAACUGCAAUUUCUCAUGGGGAGACACGCCCGAACCAAUUCUAAAGAAUAUCAAUCUACAAGUGCCCAAAGGUCAUUUAGUUGCUGUCGUAGGCGCCGUUGGUUCCGGGAAGAGUUCACUUUUGUCCGCUUUACUUGGUGAAAUGUAUAAAACAUCAGGAAGAAUUAAUACAUUCGGUUCAUUCGCAUACGUACCACAACAAGCGUGGAUCCAGAACGCAACAUUACAAGACAACAUUUUGUUCGGCAACUCACUCGAUAAGGGCAAAUACAAUAAUGUCAUCAACAUGUGUGCACUCAAGCCAGACUUCGAGAUGCUUCCAGGCGGUGAUCAGACAGAAAUUGGUGAAAAAGGUAUCAAUUUGUCCGGUGGGCAAAAACAGCGGGUGUCAUUAGCUCGCGCCGUGUACUGUGACGCCGACAAUUACUUCUUGGAUGACCCGCUUAGCGCCGUCGACUCUCACGUUGGGAAACAUAUCUUUGACAAGGUUAUAGGACCAAAUGGGUUGCUACAAAACAAGACCCGUGUAUGGGUCACUCAUCAAGUGUCGUACUUGGCCCAAACUGACCUUGUGGUAGUGUUACGGGACGGCGAGGUCUCAGAAGUAGGCACAUACCAACAGCUGCUGGAAAAGAAGGGGGCGUUUGCCGAGUUCCUUCUUAAUCACUUGAGCGACGCUGAAAGGACAUCUCCGGAAGAAUUGGAUGAAAUAAAACAAGACUUGGAAAGCAAAUUAGGUUCAGAGUUCCAGAACAAAUUACAAAGAGCUCGAUCGCUAUCUGAGAGUGCCUCAGAAACUGAAGUACCUGCCGGAGGUGACCGACGUGAAAGUGUUAAACGGCGAACUCCGGAAGACAAUUCUGAGGAACGAAAGGAGAAGAACAAACUAAUUGAGGCUGAAAAGGCAGAAACUGGAAGUGUAAAAUGGGCAGUUUACAAGCAAUACUUAACCAGCGUUGGUGUGAUGGCGUCAUUGGUAACAUUCAUCAUGAAUAUGAUUCUACAAAUGUUCCAAGUCGGCUCAAAUUACUGGCUCGCAAAAUGGUCUAACGAUAAUGAAAUGUUGGUGAAUGGUACAGUGAACAAAGCGAGGCGUGACUUGUUUCUUGGUGUAUACGGAGGUCUUGGCAUUGGCCAGGUGAUCACCGUAUCGGUGUCGUCGCUGGCGUUGUAUCUGGGUGCGCUGGUUGCGGCGCGUACGCUGCACUCUAAGCUCCUAUCGGGCGUUCUUCGAGCGCCAUCUAUUGGCUUCUUCGACUGCACCCCCACUGGAAGAAUCCUCAACAGAUUCAGCAAGGACGUCGAAGUACUAGACAACGUCCUGCCCAUGACGCUACGGGGAUGGACAGCCUGCUUCUUCUCGGUACGACGGCGAGACGCCUUAUAUUUUACUAUCGCAUCAGUUGUCGCCGUAAUAAUGCUGUUACUGGGUUGUUGGAGAGCAGCGAAGAUCUUGCACGAGGGUUUAAUAAAGAAUGUGUUAAAAGCGCCUUUACAAACUUUCGAAAAAACGCCCAUCGGUAGAAUACUGUCUAGAUUCGGUAAAGAUGUAGAUGUUGUCGACACAACGCUGCCAAUGCAACUCUCCGACUGGUGGUAUUGUGCAGGACAGGUUCUCGGCACGUUGUUCGUCAUAAGUGUAUCGACGCCUGUAUUCGUGUUUGUGAUAUUGCCCAUCGGGGUACUAUACUACAUCAUUCAGCGUUUCUACGUGGCCACAUCCAGGCAGCUGAAGCGGCUUGAAUCCGUUUCUCGUUCCCCGAUUUAUUCACACUUUAGUGAAAGUAUCACUGGAGCUACUACGAUACGAGCCUACGGUGUUACUGAGAGGUUCGUCGAAGAGUCAGAGCGCGGUGUGGACCACAACCAAGCAUGUUAUUACCCGAGCUGCAUCGCAAACAGAUGGUUGGCAAUCCGCCUGGAAAUGAUUGGCAAUGUCAUUAUUUUCUUCGCUGCAUUGUCUGUCGUACUCGGCCGCGAUACUAUCGACCCUGGCAUUGUGGGGCUAUCUGUCACCUAUGCGCUACAGAUAACUCAAAUCCUGAACUGGCUUGUUAGAAUGACAUCGGAAGUUGAAACCAAUAUUGUAGCUGUUGAAAGGAUAAAGGAGUACUCGGACACUCCUUCGGAAGCAGCCUGGAACCUUCCAAAUGGCCCAGGUUCUACAUGGCCUGAAACAGGUGCCUUGCAAUUAGACGGACUAACAAUCUGCUACCGUCCUGGAGAACCCGUCCUACGGGAUUUGACGUGCACUGUGGCACCCCGGGAGAAAUUGGGUAUAGUCGGACGAACCGGGGCGGGCAAAUCUACGCUUACGUUAGGCCUAUUCCGCAUCGUAGAACCAAGCAGCGGUAAAAUAAUGAUCGACGGCAUCGACAUAUCGUCUAUUGGCUUACACCAGUUGCGCUCACGCAUCACUAUCAUCCCUCAAGAUCCCGUUUUAUUCUCUGGCACUUUGAGGAUGAAUCUGGACCCCUUUGAGACGUUCACAGAUGAUCAAAUAUGGAGGUCACUCGAGCAUGCCCAUCUCAAGGCUUUUGUACAAGGUCUCCCAUCGGGCCUGCUCCACGAAGUGUCAGAGGGCGGCGGUAACCUGUCUGUGGGUCAACGGCAACUGGUUUGUUUGGCCAGAGCUCUUCUUCGUAAGACACCAUUGCUCGUAUUGGACGAAGCCACUGCCGCUGUGGACCUCGAAACUGACGAUCUUAUUCAGAAAACAAUUCGUACAGAGUUCGCGUCAUGUACAGUACUAACGAUUGCGCAUCGUCUUAACACAAUAAUGGACUCGACCCGUGUAAUGGUCUUGGAUAAAGGCCAGCUGGUGGAGUAUGCUCCUCCCGAACAGCUUCUUCAGGACAAGAAUUCCAUCUUCUACAGCAUGGCAAAAGAUGCUGGACUCGUCAACUAG